GACUCGGGGAGCUGGCGUCGGCUGAACAGCCAACUGGAGACGAGGAGCUGGAGUCGCCGGUAUGUCUGGACAGGACUCGGGGAGCUGGCGUUGGUCGGAACUACGCCGACAGGAUCGGGGAGCUGGCGUUGGCCGGUAAGCCAGUCCUGGAGCCGAAACUGGAGUCGGAACCAUGGGUACUGGGGCCGGUACUGAAGCCAGAACCAUGGCUGUAAGGUCCGGUUCUGGAGCCGGAAACAUGGCUGUAAGGUCCGGUUCUGGAGCCGGAAACAUGACUGCUGGGGCCGGCACUGGAGCCGGAAACAUGGCUGUAUGGUCCGGUUCUGGAGCCGGAAACAUGGCUGUAAGGUCCGGAGCUAAGCAGGGGCCAUGGCUGCUGGGCCGGCACUGGAGCCGGAACCAUGGGCUGCUGGGCGCGGAGCGGAAGCCUGGACCCUGGCUGUGUAAGCCAGGUAAUGGAGUAUGGAAGCAUGGAUGCGUGGGCCGGCACUGGAGCAUGGAGGCAUGGACUCGUGGGCCGGUUCUGGAGCAGGGACCAUGGCGGCACUGGAGCCGGAACCAUGACUGCUGGGCAAGGAACCGGAACACGGGUCCAUGGCUAUGUGGGAUGGUACUGGAGCACGGAACCAUGGCUGCUGGGUCCGGCGCUGGAGCCGGAACCAUGGCUGUUGGGCGCGGAACCCUGGCCUUGCGUCUCUUAGGAGUUUUUUGGAGGCUUCGUGGACCUCCAAACGCCAGACCAGACCCCAAGAAAGGGUCAGAAAAUGAGGACUGGCUCUCAGGGCUACGUGAAAAAAUCCUAAGCCACUCGGGCAACAAGCUCCAGAGCCAGGGCUUGCGAGCAACCUCCUGACGUGCCUCCUUCAACGCAGCCUCUCUACCCCGUCUAGAUGAG
Messenger RNA from Notothenia coriiceps (black rockcod), 895 nucleotides. RefSeq lists its product as uncharacterized. The transcript is spliced from 3 exons. NCBI's taxonomy places the organism in Eukaryota, Metazoa, Chordata, Actinopteri, Perciformes, Nototheniidae. The record is from RefSeq and is a predicted model, not a curated record. The coding region runs from base 173 to 853 and encodes 226 amino acids.